Molecule: messenger RNA, 729 nt
Organism: Penicillium hordei
Lineage: Eukaryota; Fungi; Ascomycota; Eurotiomycetes; Eurotiales; Aspergillaceae
Exons: 1
Coding region: 1-729 (242 amino acids)
Source: RefSeq, a predicted model, not a curated record
AUGGAACAAAGUCGCCAUCAAGAUGAAUUUGAGGCCAGUGAAUGGGUGCUCUUCACUCAAGUUAAUAAGCAGGUCUUUAGUCGCGACUUCCUAAACUCCGACGAUAGUAUUCUUCACCGUUACUGGAAUUCUUACGACUCUUCUCAACACCUUCUGCUUGUCAAAAUGACAGUCUCACGCGCUCAUAAAACUGCGACACGAGUGUUCGAAAAACAUUUAUUUUUCUCUCUUAUACCAAUGGGCCUCGACGGCUGCCUUCGAACCUUUGGGUCUGCCACUUGCGAAGCAGAGAAUGGCUCUGCUAAACAGCCGGACUGCCAAUUUUUACCAAGGAGACUUCCCCGCGGCCGAACAACCAAAUGGCCGUCUCUCGUGGUAGAAAGUGGGUUUUCGGAGACACCUUCGAAGUUGAUGUCUGAUGCUCGGUUUUGGCUUUUCGAAUCCAACGGCGAUGUGCAAAUGGUCAUCACAAUCAAGAUCGGUCGCAGUGCGCCAACCAUUGUGCUGGAGUCAUGGGAGCAGGUGGACAAUAGGGUCAAACGUCAGCAAGUCGUUACGAUCAACAAAGGCGAGAACAAUUUUGUCUACGUCGAUGGCCAACCACUGGUCAUCAGGUUUGACCAGCUCUUUCUUCGCCCGCCGACCAUCCCGAGAGAAACUGACAUCAGCAUCGAAAACACGAUUUUGAUCAAAAUUUCCAGGGACAUCUGGGAAGAGCAAGGCCUUUGA